Molecule: messenger RNA, 2046 nt
Organism: Hyaloscypha bicolor E
Lineage: Eukaryota; Fungi; Ascomycota; Leotiomycetes; Helotiales; Hyaloscyphaceae
Exons: 2
Coding region: 139-1860 (573 amino acids)
Source: RefSeq, a predicted model, not a curated record
CAACAUCAACACCAGGAUUCAACAUACAAUAGUACUACUACUACUACUAGGCGUUCCCACGAACGAUAUUUGGCCUUCGGUAUUACUUUGCAUUAUACUUUACAGCCUACGAAGCUUCCAGAAAUUCCGCUUUCCACUAUGCAGGACCUGCCGGCGGAUUGUCUCUACUUGAUCUGCGAGGAGCUUGCAGCCAAACGAGACUUCAGUACGCUCUUUGCAUGUGCCGUGUCAAGCAAGUCUCUUGUUAAGCCUGCGCUGCUGCGGAUGUACCGGGUCCACGAUGAAAGCCCCAUCAGAAGUAGUGGCGAAGGCAACGAAACCGACUUCGAAAAAAAUAGCACAUCCAACGACCAAACGUUCGAAGAAAAAUUAGCUGCUGUCAAGAAGAUAACCUCUAAAUGGGCUCUACAAUGGAAGUCAAUCAUACGAUCCAGCAUGGGACAUACUCUAUAUCCGUAUUGCCUUUACAUUCGUUCCCUCGAUCUUCGAAACCUUGCAGAGCUCCUUGAGUCCCUUGACGACCCUUUGUUCCGAGAACUCUCGCAAAUAUUCUUUGCCGACGACAUGGCCCAGUUCCUGAGGACUCUAGAUACGCCGAUGAAGCAAAAGAUUCGAAGUGCAAAGGCAUCAUACGAGAAGCUGGAUGUCCCUGUUAUUCUGGACCUUGUUGGAGAGUCAAUUACCAGUUUUGUCAGCACAGCAGCCACCCAGAACAAGGCCACGGUUGCUCUUGAGGACAUCUCAGGCGAUAUUAGUGGUUUGGCUUUGCCCCGGUGGGUUGGUCGUAUCUCCAGGCUCAAAGGAAUGACUUUGUGGGAUGGAGCAGCCCUCAGUGAGGGCGUGGCUACUUCGAUUGCCAACAACUGCCCCAAAUUUGACGACCUUACUUUCUACGGCAGCCUCAAGCCAGACAUAGACCAAGACUUGGCCUCUUUCUUUAGUGGACUGAAGAAAGAUAGUCUGCGAUCGUUUACCGCUUUGAGCGCAGGCGCCGUUGGUCGCGAAACACUUCUUUCACUGAACCAUCACAAGUCCUCGUUGAAGAGGUUGGAACUGGACGGCCUGAGAUCGAAGGCGAUUGAGAAGCUGUUUUUGCUUCAAGAAUGCGUUGCCCUUGAAACUCUCGAAAUACAUUCCGAUAGUUCAGUCAACCUCGAGGCAACAGAAAACGAUAUCUUCCCAGAGAUCAUCGCGUGGUUAGGCCGUUGUGAAAGACUCCGGGAUCUUCUCUUAAGAAACUUGGCAAGUGGUCCAGCAAUUCUCACGCAAGUAUGCUUGCGGAACAACAUCCGCCUUCAAACACUGCAGGUGGUUGGGUACUCUGUUGUCGGAAAUCAAGACUUUCACAGGGCAUUGUCCCACCAGACGAGUCUUGAGUCACUCUCUCUUGAAGCAGACCCAGAAGGUGCCUUCCGAGACGAUAUCGACGUGUUGAUAUCUUCCAUCUCCCAAUUGACCAAAUUGCGAGAUCUCAACCUAUUCUCCACUUCCGAUUACUUCCGGACAUCCGAGAUUCUGAAUCUCUCUUCCGUUCUGACAAACCUGGAGGAUCUGUCAUUUGGAGGCUACGAUGUUACGGAUAACCUCUGGCGUGGAAUGUCAAAUCUUCAUCAGCUCCGCAAGCUCGACAUAUCAGCCAUGACCUCGUUCUCAUUCGAUGGGAUUUUGGAUUACAUUUCAACUCUGAAGGACUCCAAUCGCGGUCUGACAUUGUCAGUUAUGAACCAGAAAGCUGAGAACCCGCUUAGUGACCGCGAGGAAUCUGACAUCAAGCAGAGAAUUAGGGAUAAGGUGGAUGGCAAGUUUGACUUUAUGUUGUUCAGAGAGGCAGAUUCCGAAUCUGAAUCGUUCUCGGACUGAUUGUUGGAGAGGAAGCUUGUUUGUGGAUAAUUGUAAUGGUUCAUGUUAAAUAGAUUGGGAAACUUGCACCGCAUGGAUGAAUGAACUCCCUUAAACUGGGGUAAUUAAUUUGUCAAGUACCGUUGGGUGAUAGAUGUCGGGAGUAGGCACCGCCCUUCUAUGAAUAAUAAUAUAGCUUCACGACGG